Messenger RNA from Daphnia pulex (common water flea), 3709 nucleotides. Its product is annotated as mucin-5AC-like. The record is from RefSeq and is a predicted model, not a curated record. Bases 479 to 3400 code for a protein of 973 amino acids. The transcript has 8 exons. NCBI's taxonomy places the organism in Eukaryota, Metazoa, Arthropoda, Branchiopoda, Diplostraca, Daphniidae.
AAGGGAGGACUGGGUGGAUGUGUGUGUGGGCCGUCGUCUAUCUCCGACUGUCGAGUGGAGAGGGGAAAAAGGAGGAGGCAGUAACCCCCCCUCUCUCUCUCCUUUGGCUGGGCUAUAUACACGGUUCCACCAGUUCCACUAUCGGCCACUUCUCAACAACAAGCCGGACUUGACUCACUCACUCCCCUCUCUCUCUCUCACGGCCGUCUGUGUGUGUGUCUGUCUCUUUGUGUGUGUGUGUGUGUCUGUGGAGAAACUGGAAAAAAAGAGUUUGGAACAGACGACAAGAAAUUAUUAGACGACGGCGGAAUUAAAAAUUCAACAACAUCCGUUUGUGCUCUGCGUGUUGGUUUUUUCCGCGUGCGAAUGUGCCCAGUGCACAGGGAACUUGUUGAUGUGUCCAGUUGACUGUCAGUGUCUUUUUUCGAUUAUCGAUUGAUUGUGUGUGUGUGAAUUUUGAGAAAAAAACUGUGAAAAAAUGCGGAGUCAAACAGCGACGACGACCAACAACCGGAAACGAGGGCGGGAAUCGACGGGCGUCUCAUCGUCGCCCGUUCGAUCGACUCGUCUCAAAACGGGACGUCAUCCGCCGCCGCCUCCGCGCCACCAUUCGCUAGUCACCGCCACCGCCGCCGUAUUGGACGACCUGAUCAAAGUGGAGGACGACCUGCAGACGGACGACGAGCUGGUCAAAAUGCUGCGACGGGCCGAGGAGGACGAUCCGGCCACUGAGGAUUGGGACGAGGAGAUCAUUUCCUUCAAGAAAAAGAAAAAGAUGAUGAUGAUCAAAAAGGAGAACAAAAACCUUUCACCAGCGACGGUCAUCGGCCCCCCUUCUUCCUUGUCAGAUGGAACCGGACCAGCGGACCACGACCAGCCGACGCCAUCCAAAAACAGAAAAACCUCGUUGCUACUCCUCCAGCAGCAGCAGCAGGUCGCUAAUGGCUUUCCGGUGACCGUGUUUCCACCUGCCGCCGAUAACAAUAACAGCAGCCCACCUCCUCCACCUUCUGCCGGACCCUUUCAGCAACGCCUCAACAACAGCAGCAGUAAGAAUAGUAGCAGCAGAGCCAACAGCAAGCCGGAACAGAAACUGGCCGUCAUCAGCCGACAUCCAGUCAAAGAGGCUCCUCCUUCUCUUUCUUCUUCUUCUUCGGCUGCUGCCACCAGACGGGAUAACAACAACAGCGAUGAAGCGGCGACGGCGGCGGCGGCCGUGAUGGUUGCGGUAACAUCAGCCGCCGCGUCCAUUCGCCGACAACAAAUGAAAGAAGCUUUCCAGCCUUGGGUCAUGCAGACGUACGGGGAUGCGGCCAAGACCAAGACAAUUUCACGGCGCAAAUCGGAGCGGAUCGCCAGGAUUUUGAGGGGCGAGGACCGAUCGAACGGGGCCGACUCGUCUAAAUUCCGUUUCUGGGUCCGAGCCAAAGGUUUCCGUCUCGGUGCAACUGCUGGCAACUCAGACUCCUCCUCCUCCUCUCCUUCCUCAUCCAUUUCAUCGGACCUCAUGUCGUCGGCGGCUGAGCCGCUGUCUGCAACCAACGACCCGUCACACGACGAACUCUACGUCGUCACCAGCACCGCAAAGGACGAAAUGGGGGGAGAAGAUCGGCCCGUCUACAAAAAAGUGGCCGUCGUCGAAGACUUUUUCGACAUCAUUUACCGCGAACACGUCGAGUUUAUGAGCAACAGCGGCGGACGUCCGCCAACGGGAAAACACGCAGGACAGAAGCGGACCUAUCGCGCCAUUACCGAGAUUUACGCUUUCCUUCCGCGCGAGGCUGUGACACGUUUCCUGAUGCAAUGCGCCGAUUGCCAACGGCGCGGCAACGGCGCCUCAUCCGUCGUUAAUCCGCCAUCGUCCAUCGGCCCAGGAGCGGUGGCGUCGCCAGCCACAAACGGCCUCCUUCCUUCCAAUCAAGGCGUUUCGCCAGGGUCACCUACUCCUCCGGCAUCUCCGCACACUCCGGCCAACGUGACCACCGCCACCGCUGCUGCUCCUUCCGCCGCCGCCGCCAAGUCGUCGCACCACCUCCCUCCGACGCCGCCGCAGUCCAGCCGCCAUGCCUCGACGACGACGACCUCUUCUUCUUCCAGUUGGUCCCAGCAGCAGCUCAGAUACUUGGGGCUGGGCCAAGCCUCUCCCAUCCCUCCUACUCCUAGUUCCUCGCUCCUUAUGGGUUUGGCAGUGACGACAAACAACAUCGACCUGAGUCUGCCGUUGACCAGCACGCUCCUCAAACGCGCAACAUUGGCCGGCGUGUCCCAUCAGCAACUUCUUGGACUGGAUCGAGCCGAAUCGUCCUUUAGCUCGGCAGGGGCAUCUAGUCAACAUCACCUACCAGCCCGAGGCAUGACAGCUGGAUACCAAAUGGAUCAGCAAGAGAUCAAACAGAAUUCUUCUACGCCGAAUCGAAUGACGACAUCCAACGCCACCGAUCCCAUCACAUUGGACUUGUCUUCAAAGACGUCGGACGUCGCCAUGUGUGACGGCGACCAUUCCCCUGGAACUGUCAAAGACGAGGAUGACGAAGACGACGACGAUGUCGACGACAGAAUCGACACCCAAGAUCCCGAACGACUGAAAGCUUUCAAUAUGUUUGUUCGGUUAUUCGUCGAUGAAAACCUCGACCGCAUGGUGCCCAUUUCACGGCAGCCCAGAGAGAAAAUCCAGGCCAUUAUCGAUUCGUGUUUACGUCAGUUCCCAGAGUUUGGUGAAAGGGCGCGAAAACGAAUUCGUACUUACUUGAAAUCGUGCAGGCGUCACAAGCGAACCCGAGAUGAUCCUGGAACUCCUGCUGGUGGUGUUGGUAGUGGUCUCCUGUCUCCAAAUCGACCAAUGCCCUCUCAUUUGACGUCAGUUGUCGCCGAACAAAUUCUGGCCCAGGCCUGUGAAAAUGAAAACCAAAAUGCAAAAAGAUUACGUCUUGGGUUGGAACCAAUUAGCCAACCAUUACCACCACCCACUACGAAUGAAGGAUUAGCAAACAGCCCAACAACUUUAAACCCACAACCUACGGAAGCAGUUCACAGUCCCCAAUCCAGCACAGCCACAACACCAACUUCGACAACUGCUGCAUCUCCUGGUCAGAUCACUAAUUUAUUCCGACCAGCAUUUGGACCUUACCAAAGAUCCAACAGCAGCACAAAUGCACAACCAGUUCCAAUCAAUCAAGGACCGACCGACUUGAGCACGAAAUCCCGGCAAACGCCCGCCAUCUUGGGGCCACCAAACGGAUUGUCCAACCGAUCUUCACCGUUGCAACCCCAUAAACUGAACGCCGCAGAAAUCUUAGCCGUUCGCCAAUUGGUAACGGGUUAUAGAGAAUCUGCUGCAUUUUUACUUCGAUCGGCAGAUGAGUUGGAACAAUUGCUGCACCAACAGCAUUCACCGCUCUAAAUACGCAAUUUUUCAAUGUCAAUUCUACAUGGAUUUAUAAUAAAUUUAUAACAUAGUAUAUAUUAUACAUGUGUGUGUAUGUAUUUCAUGUUUAAACGGAAAAUGUGCAAAUUCAAAACAAAAUAAUAAAAAAUGUAAUGAUUGCUUUCUUUUCGUCUGGGAUCGGUCUGAAUCCAGAAAACAAGUUCCUUUUGUCUGUCAUUUUUCAACUCUUAUACGUACUUAAUUCUUCUCCAGAAAAAAAUUAAAGAAUGAUUGUAAAUGUUUGUAUACAGUAAAAUCGAUUAAUAAAGCCGAGGUCAUCAAGUC